Molecule: messenger RNA, 5504 nt
Organism: Carassius gibelio (silver crucian carp)
Lineage: Eukaryota; Metazoa; Chordata; Actinopteri; Cypriniformes; Cyprinidae
Product: stAR-related lipid transfer protein 13
Exons: 14
Coding region: 908-3889 (993 amino acids)
Biological process (GO): regulation of Rho protein signal transduction; signal transduction; actin cytoskeleton organization
Molecular function (GO): lipid binding; protein binding; GTPase activator activity
Source: RefSeq, a predicted model, not a curated record
UCCAGAGUUGAGUCAGGUUCCAGUGGACCCUCCAGAGUCAGGGCUAGUCACCGAUGACCCGCAAGAGUCAGGGCUAGUCACCGGGGACCUUCCAGAGACAAGGCGGGUCACCGUUGAACUUUCAGAAUCAAGUCAAGUCACUGGGUGCCCUGUUGGACUCCGGCAUCGACCAAUGGGUGUGGUGGUCAUCUGCUCCGCCCUGGGGGACUCUGUUUUCCCUAUUUCAAUAAUUUCCUGUCUCUCUCCGCUACAUCUAUAAAUACAUAUUUUUAAGAAAAUGUGAGUAGUGUUUGCUCAGUUUCUCUAUGAUCCUAGAAUAUAGUGGGUGGUUGCCAGGUUGUUUCUAUAAGAUUGCUAAGGUGUCCUAUGCGUUUUUUUAAAGGGUUGCAAUGCAGUCACAAGAAUAUUCUGGGUGGUUGUUAGGGUGUCAAGGGGUUUGCUCAAAAAAGAAACAAAGAAAGAGAAUAGGAUGAACACAGGCCGAGAGACUGAGAGGAUGAUCGCAUCAGCCAGAGGGAGGAUGUUCUAGACAAGAGCGAGCGGGAAGAACGGGACAGGGCAGAGGAGGAGCUGCCAGCUAUCUGAGGCUGCUUUGGACACAACUGGACUAUAUGCUCACUGAACUAGAUUUUAAACUUUUAAAACCCCUGGAGAACAAAUAGGAUGCUCAGAUCUGAGGGACACACAUGUUUCUUCUGCAUGAAGAAGUGAUGAGACGACCAAAAUCGAAGCAAAAGAGGCAUGUGACUGGCUGAGGGCGGCGGGAUUCCCACAGUAUGCCCAACUUUAUGAGGAUUCCCAGUUUCCCAUUGAAAUAUCUGCUGUCAAGAGGGACCAUGACUUUCUCGACAAAGACCUUGUGGAGCCUCUUUGCCGUCGACUCAACACUCUGAACAAGUGUGCCUCCAUGAAACUGGACGUGAGCCUCCCGAAGAAGAAAAGUGAGGACUCUGAUGAGGAGUACCUGUUGGCCAUCAGUAAUAGAUGGACGUUUGAGUGGAACAGUCGGCGCUGGUCACGUCUGCAAGACAUUGAUUACCUCCUGGGUAGAGCAGAGGAGCGGAGCCCCACUGAGGUGGGUGAGGGUCUGCGGACCACUGUGAGCAGUGAGAGCAUUCUGACAGACCUCAGCGAGCCAGAGAUCUGCUCCCUGCACAGUGAAGACUCUUUGGCUGCCAUGCCUGACUCUGCCUCGCUCACCCUACUGCACUUGCCCAGAGAGCUGCCUCAUUACGGUUCACUUCCUGCCAAGAGCAGACGACGAGGACGCACACGCGCCAAAGACUUCCUGAGGAGGAUGGAAACACUGGGUCGGACGUGGGGGCCAUCCAUUGGUCGCUCUGAGCGGCGCUCUUUGGUUAUUAGCGGCCCAGUUCUGCAAAGCGAGCCAGAGGCACUAAAGACUCUACGAUGUGUUCAGAUUUUCAAUGGCGGGCCUGUAAAUGCUGAAAACAUGCCAUUAGCUAACAACUGCCCAAAUUCGCUGGCCAGCAGUGAGGCUAGCAGCCAAUCUGAGACCAGCGGUAGUGCUGAAAGCACGCCGAACAUGAAGGAAAGUGUCUCAAAGUUAUAUCCUCCUGGUAAACGUGCAGGCAUCUACCUAGAAGACACCGAUGUUCUUGCCGGCGCUCCCCAGAGGAGGAGACCAGUUGAACAGAGCCACAAAAAUGACUUCUGCUCCUAUGACGAGCUAUUGGUGCACAUCCCAAAAGAUCACAAACCUGGAACCUUCCCUAAAGCGCUGUCAAUCGAGAGUCUGACGCCAGCCAGUAAGGAACAUGGAAACUGGAAGGUUCUCGAUUCAGAGCCGCAGCCAUUCAAGUGCAGGAAAUUUGGUUGGAGAGAACUCCGGCCUGCGACACGCUGUUGCCUACGAGGCAGCAGGAUCAGUGUAUACGAUAACGUACCUGGCUCUCACCUGUACGCGAGUACGGGGGACCUAUUGGACCUUGAGAAGGAGGAUAUAUUCCCACAUUUGGAUGAUAUUCUGCAGCAUGUGAAUGGCCUGCAGCAGAUCGUGGACCACUGGUCGAAAAACGUCUUGCCGGAGAGUGAAGGGGAGGGGGAUGGCGGCAGGGGGCAGGAGCAGAAGAUUAUUGACGGCCAGUCUUCCAGUCAGAUCACACUGGACUUUGACGGGACCUCUGUAAUUAAAGAGUUGACCACAUCCAGCGACUGCAACAAGGACAGGCUUUCAUUAAAUGAGACGGAUACCUCCAGCACCAGAGAGAGGAGGGACUCAGGGGUGGGGGCUUCCCUGACACGACCACGCCUUAGAUGGCCCAGCUUCAGGAUGUCAAACCUCCUCGGCCAGUCAGGAAUGUCGCUACAGAUAUCCAGCCAAUCAGUGGGCCAGCUUAGCUUGCUGCAGAAGUUUUCUUUAUUGCGUCUCACUGCUAUUAUGGAGAAAUACUCCAUGUCCAACAAGCAUGGGUGGAUUUGGUCAGUGCCAAAAUUUAUGAAGAGAAUUAAGGGACCAGACUACAAGGAUAAGAUGGUAUUCGGUGUUCCUCUGAUUGUCCAUGUUCAGCGGUACGGACACCCUCUGCCCAUAAGCUUACAGCUCGCCCUGCGCUUUUUAAGGAGCCAGUGUUUGGACCAGGUGGGCCUUUUCCGUAAAUCUGGUGUAAAGUCUCGUAUUCAGGCUCUGCGGCAAAUGUGUGAAACCUCCCCACAGAACGUGAACUACGAGGAUCAGUCGGCGUAUGAUGUGGCAGACCUGGUCAAACAGUUCUUCAGAGACUUGCCUGAACCUCUCCUCACGAGCAAAAUGGGCGAGACCUUCCUCCACAUAUACCAGUAUGUCCCUAAAGAGCAACGCUUACAGGCGGUGCAGGCAGCUAUCAUGUUAAUGGCUGAUGAAAACCGUGAGGUCUUGCAGACGCUGCUGUGCUUCCUAAAUGAUGUCACUUCCUCUGUUGAGGAGAACCAGAUGACCCCGAUGAACCUGGCGGUGUGCCUCGCUCCUUCUCUCUUCCACCUCAACAUCAUGAAGAAUGAUAACCUGUCACCUAGGUCUAUUCAGAGGAAGUAUGCCACUGGACGGCCAGACCAAAAGGACCUGAAUGAGAACCUUGCAGCCACUCAGGGGCUCGCGCACAUGAUUGCUGAGUGCAAUCGCCUAUUCGAGAUUCCUCAGGAGGUGGUCUCUCAGUCCAGGAACUCAUACAUGGAAGCUGAGCUGCUGGCGCCCUCUUUGGACGAGUUCUGUAAAAAACAACCUCAACAGGACGAGGAAGACGAAGAAGAGGAGGAAGGCACAUGUCGCUCUUAUCUGGAGAGCUUGAUACAGAAUCUGAUGAAAGAGGCCAAAGACAAGACCAAGGGAUGGGUGACCAGAUCAAAUGUUGACAAUACAGAGAUAUCAUUCAAAAAGGUGGGAGACGGGACCCCUUUGAGAAGCUGGCGUGUGUCUGUGGAGGUGGAGGCUCCUCCGUCUGUGGUGCUUAAUCGCAUACUGCGAGAGCGCCACCUGUGGGACACUAACCUGCUACAGUGGAAGGUUCUAGAAACUCUGGACAAGCAGACAGAGGUGUACCAGUAUGAGCUGAACAGCAUGGCCCCUCACCCAAACAGAGACUUUGUGGUGCUCAGGACGUGGAGGACAGAAAUGCCGAAAGGAGUGUGUGUGCUGGUGUCUGUGUCGAUUGAACACGAGGAAAGCCCACAGCUGGCCGGAGUGAGGGGAAUAAUUCUGGAAUCACAGUAUAUGCUUGAACCGUGUGGCUCGGGGAAGUCUAGACUCACACAUAUAUGCAGAGCUGAUCUGAAAGGAAAGUCUCCAGAGUGGUACAACAAAGCUUUCGGCCAUCUCUGUGCUAGCGAGGCGGCCUGCAUCCGCAACUCCUUCCUGUCUCUGGAUCCCGAGGGCCCAGAGACCAAAAUCUGAACAUGGCUACGUGGAGUCAGGCAUGAGGGAACUGGGAUGUAGUUCAACGUCAGGGCAGAUGGUCACAGAAAACGAACUUUGGUGAAGAAAAAGGAGCGAUUCAUAGAUUUCAAGCCCCUAAACAACAACAAGCUGCCAUAUCCUGUUGGUUUAAUAGACCGUGGAUCAUUGGGAUUCAUAUAAGAGUGUUUUACCCCUUAUAGGGCAUAUGAUUUAGUUAGUUUAUUUUAUAUACAUUUAUGCAGCUGUUUAAAACUGCAACUUUUGAAAUGGCUAUUGUUGCGUGUUUUGGGGAAUAUAACGAGAGAUGAGAAAAGAUGGACAGAGAAAGUGACAGAGACAGACUCCACUGUAGCUAUGAAGCCAUGCCUGUAAAAAAAAGUCAUAACGCUGCUUCCUGUUGUCCAGUCUUUACAGCUUUAACUAGCACCUGUAGAGCUUCGCUAACAACAAACAGAUGUGAAUGACAAGCCACCUCAACGCUAAUCUAAAAACAGCAGGUCUGGUUUCAUUUUAUCAAGCACUUCAAGCUAAAGUACUGCAUUCUCAAACCAAAUAUAGGUACGUUAUUGUCUAAACAUUAUUUAAAACUGCGACUGUAUUUUUAAACUAGGGUUGUACCCUGGUGACGUAUUGAUGUGAAGUAUCUCGAAGUACAUAUUAUUUCUAAAUUCUGUUUUAAGAAAUGUUUUAUCAUUACAAUAUUCGUUGAUUUCAUUGUCCCAGGUAAGCAAUAAUGUAUUAUCAUAAUAAAUGGAACAGUAUUGUGCUCUUAACAAUGCAAAAUGACUUAGUUCAGAUUCAAAAUCAAUCAAUAUUGUAAAUAAUUUAGAAAAUGCCAAUGAUUGUUGCAAGUAUGCAUUAUUAUUAUUAUUAUUAUUUUUAUUGUCAUUGUUAUAUGUGUGCUGUCACACUCUACAAUGUCUAGGACAUGAAUUAAUUUCACUGCUUCUGAGAAGCAUGUCUGUUCUAUUCACAAAGCUUUACAGUUAGCUGUGUUUGUGUGUAUAUUUUGUAGAUAAAUGAGGAUUAUUGGCAGGUUUGUCUGCUUUAAUGCUCAGUUGUUGUUGUUGUUUUCCCUCAUAUCAGUAUUUUGCUUGAAUUACCAUUACAAGCUGGUUAAAUCAGCUAGCUUUUUCAGUGCUGUUUAGAUGAACAGUGUAUUUGGGCUCGACUUGAGCUCAGUGAAGGCGAAAUGUCUGUUUUUGAACAGUAAACAGGGUUAUUCAAGUUCUAAACAUUUUCACCUCACACCACCAGAUGGCAGCAUGGAUUCACCAUAAUAGCGUCGCCUGAGGAGUACAGGUGCCAACAAGAGUAAAUAAAUACUAGCAAACAACUUGGAAAGCAAUUUAGAGGUCAUAGACCUGUUCAAUUGCCUCUAAACAGCAUGGCCAGUAAUUAGCAGUGAUCGUGUUUUCUCCUGGGUCUGCAGAACCCCAGAGAGUCCCAAGGGAAGUAUUGAUCCACGCCAUUUGAAUAGCACGUCUUUAGACGCAGAAGUACGGAAGGCAGAGGACACUCACUGCGGGCCAUACAUCAUCAUUAGGGAGCAAAAAGCAAUGGCAUGUCUUUAUUCAAAGAAGGUCAGAUUUAAUAAAUAAUGUUGACUAUC